This is a messenger RNA of Tuber melanosporum (Perigord truffle), 1264 nucleotides long. RefSeq lists its product as uncharacterized. The transcript has 5 exons. Gene Ontology annotation, biological process: DNA damage tolerance; double-strand break repair via homologous recombination. The record is from RefSeq and is a predicted model, not a curated record. Gene Ontology annotation, cellular component: Smc5-Smc6 complex; nucleus. Gene Ontology annotation, molecular function: ubiquitin-protein transferase activity. NCBI's taxonomy places the organism in Eukaryota, Fungi, Ascomycota, Pezizomycetes, Pezizales, Tuberaceae. The coding region runs from base 96 to 1127 and encodes 343 amino acids.
CUAGAUUUGCGGAAUUUCAAGGUCGACCUUUUGAAAUCAUGAGUCUUCUGCGGGAAGGUUAUGGCGAUGUUAAUAGAGCAUUUCUUCAGGGCGUCAUGUCUCGUAGAGUUAUGAAGGUUGAUGAUAUCAAGAUUCUUCUGGCCGAGAUAUUGUCCGCGGAUGAUGCGGAGCACGAAAUAGGCACUGAAGACAUAAACGAUCGCAUAGUUUCAUCAUACAUUUCUAAGGCCAAUGACAUGAUUCACGACUUUGACCUCGAAAUCAAGAUUAUGUUGGACCAGAGGGAUCGCUCAAAGACAUUUGCUUUGAUCAACACGACAUCUGACGAACUCGUCCAGCUGGCUACAACCCACAACGCAGAUGAAAUCGCUUUCUUCAAGAGGGUCCUCGACGCAAUCUUUGAGACUAAUAACACUCGUGAUGCAGAGGUUUUGGCAGUCCACGACUUUGCUGCUGUAAGAUUACACAAGAAUCCGCAGCAGGGGGGAACUUCUCAGGCCACACAAGGCCCUGCUAGUCAGAGUGUUAGCGGGUUGACUAUGGUUGGGGCAGAGGCGGCGUUGAGAAGUUUCGUUGAUGAGGGGUGGCUGGAGUGUUCUAAGGCAGGCUUCUAUUCUCUCACGACCCGAGCAGUUCUGGAACUCGGCCCUUAUCUAUUCCAAACGUACAAUACACCUGCGGACGAAGAUGACGAGCAAGAAGACGACGGGUCUUCCACCAAUGGUAUUAUUGAAAGGAUCAAAACAUGUCAUGCAUGCCGAGAGAUUGUAACCAUAGGCCUUCGCUGCAUAGAUAAACACUGCAAACUUCGACUCCAUACUCCCUGCGCUGAAGGUAUCUUCCGUCCCAACCGCACGCACGAAUGCCCGCGUUGCAAGAAGGAGUGGAGUGGCGGGUUGCCUGUUGGCGAAGAGGCAGAUAGGGGCCAGAGAAGACCCAGAGGGAAUAGGCAGUCAAACGUUGGCACAACUCCGCGUUCGAGAGUUAACAGUGUUCCACACCCAACGUCCACGAGGCCAGUCAUGAGGGGCGCAAGGGACACACCUAUCGAAGAGGACAGCCAAGAGGAGGAACAGGACGCGCUAGGGGAGCGCAAUGAUGAUCAUGAUGUAGAAAUGACGGGGUAACGGCUUGAUGACCCUUUUUUGUCUCUUUCUCUCUUUUGCUCUACCUGCGUCGGCCGGGGGGAGUUUUGUCUUCUUGCUCUGGCGUAUUGGAGUUUGUAAUUUUUAGCAGCAGUGGAAAAUACUUGGCUUGAGUAGUA